GGAAACAGCUAGCAGUUAGCUAAGAGCUAGCCAACGUUAGCUAGUCAGUAUCCAGCAGCCGUAGCGCAGACAAACUCGUGUCCCUGCCACAUACCAAUGACAGGGACACGGAACUCACAGAUAUGCGCCUGGACAUUCACUGAUAUUUGGCUGGCUAGUUUACCUGUCUUUACCGCCAACACUGUGUAAAGCUAUCUCUGAUCUGAAAAGCGCUGUGACUCAACUCUCGAUUAUGGAUCCUGAACGACAGAAACGAAGAGAGGAAAUUCAGAAAGCCAUGAGCUUUAUCCAGUCAUCAUUGCCUUUCCCAGAGCCAGAGAGUUAUGAGGCAUUUUUGACCCAGUUGGUGUGCAACUUGCUGGACGAAGGCAAUUCCUGCUUUCGAGAUGGGGACUGUCGUCAGGCAACCCAGCAGUACGGGGAGGGGAUCAGUGUUGCACGUUACGCUCAGGCGGAGGCCCUCGUCAUCCCCCACGAGCUGCUGGAGAGCCUGUAUGUCAACCGGGCUGCUGCCUGCUACCAGACGAGGGAGUAUGAGCGUGGUAUCCAGGACUGUGACAGUGCGCUGUGUGUGUCAGAAGGCAGUCGCAGGGCUUUGUACCGCAAAGCAAUCUGUCUGAGGGAGCUGGGGCGACUCAGAGAGGCCUAUGAGUGUGGAACCAAAUGUCUCCUCACAGCACCACACGACAGACAAGUGAGUGAACUGGCCCAGGAUCUGGCCACUAAACUGGGCUUGAAGGGCCGUAAGGCUUACGUCAGCCCACAGACAGAGUCCACAGCAACAGAGGGGGAGAAUCAUGGGGAGACGUCCCCACCCACAGGAGAGAUGUCCUCCAAUGGGCUGGAAUCUUUGGGUGACAUUGGACCAGCGGACCUGGCUAACGCGCAGUGCAUCCCUGCUCCUUUGGCCACACCCAUCCCAGUCAGCGAUGACCCGGCGACCCCUGUGGUGACCCCGUGCACUGACCUGUCGGAGAGCCCCAGCAGCCAGGGCCUGCCUCCCAUGCCGUACUCCGUCCCCGUGUCGGAGCACAUGGAUGAAUGCAGCAGCAGCGUCAUCAAGGACGAGUUAGACAGUCUGCUGGACUGCAUCCCCAAGAAAGUCAGUGAGAAUCCAGUCCAGGGUGCUAUCCCCACCAACCUCCCGAACACGGCGGUGGGUCUCCGGCCUCCGUACUCCCCGAACCUUCCGGCCCCGUCCCCCCAGCUGCCAUCAGCCUUCUUCAGCUCCACCAUCGGAGACUUGCCCUCUCUGGAACCGUACCCGCAGCUGGCCCAGCGGGACCAGGGCUCCACCCAGGCGCAGGACGCACUGGGAGGCUUCCCCACAGAUGGAGAGGGGAAGGCAGGAGUCGCUGCUGGCGGGCUGGACUCGCUGUCUGAAUACACUCUCCCUGGGGGACGAGUGUGUCACAGCUUCAUCCCGGGAAUGCGCAACCACAAUGCCGCACAUGCAAACGGUCCAGCAGGAACCAAUCUGUCUCUGCUCUCCAGGAAUCCUCUGGCAGCCACACACGAGUUUCGGCAGGCCUGUCAUGCCUGUUACAGCCGAAUAGGUCCAAGAGUGAUGGACUACAAGUAUCAGCCGGAGGCAGCACACCGCUGCAAGAGGGAUGUGCUGCUGUGCCGCCUCAAAAACGCAGAUGACCCCACGUGGAAGAGGAUUCGGCCAAGGCCUGCACGCAACAACUUCCUGGGGGCUUUUGUACUCUGUAAAGAGGUGCAGGAGCGUCAGGAGUGUCAGUAUGGCGAGAACUGUACGUUUGCUUACUGCCAGGAAGAGAUUGACGUGUGGACCCAGGAGAGGAAGGGCGCGCUGAGCCGAGAGCUGCUGUUUGAUCCGCUGGGCAGCACGGAGAGACGGGCGCUCAGCGUCACCAGACUGCUGCAGCUCCACAUGGGCAUGUUCAUGUUCCUCUGUGAGGAAUGUUUUGACAGUAAGCCUCGCAUCAUCAGCAAACGCAGCAAAGAAAACUUAGCAGUCUGCUCAAACCUCACAGCUCGACACCCGUUCGACGACAACAAGUGCCUGGUGCACGUGGUGAGGUCCGCCAAUGUGCGCUACAGCAAAGUGCGUCCCCUGCACCCUCUUUGCCAGUUCGACGUGUGUCGCCACGAGGUUCGCUACGGCUGCCAGCGUGAGGACAGCUGCUCCUUCGCUCACUCCGUCAUAGAGCUCAAAUGCUGGGUCCUGCAGCAGGAUACCGGUAUCACCCAUGAAGAGAUGGUGCAGGAGUCCAAGAGACACUGGCAAAGGCUGGAGCAGAAUGCACAGAAGCAGCAGAAGCCGAUCCACAUCCCCCAUCCGAGCAGCAGCCUACCUGCAGGAGGAGUCGGGGGAAUGGGGGGUGGGGGCGGAGGAGUAGGGGGAGAUGUCAUGGGAAUUCGGGGUGUGGGCCCAGGGGGUGGGUUGGGGGUGGGAGGUUUAGGAGCAGGGAUGGGACGAGGGCGACCCCUCAACCUGAAAAUGAAGUUUGUGUGCGGCCAGUGCUGGAGAGAAGGACAAGUCAAUGAGCCCGACAAGAAUCUCAAGUACUGCACGGCCAAAGCACGCCACAGCUGGACAAAGGAGCGUCGGGUCCUGCUGGUGAAAUCAUUUGAGAAGAAGAAGUGGGUUGUUGUUCGUCCUCUGCCCUUCUCUCGCACCUAUCCACAGCAAUAUGACAUGUGUGUGCAUGUGAUGAAGCAGAAGAAGUGCCACUAUAUUGGGAACUGCUCAUUUGCUCACAGUCUGGAGGAGAGGGACGUCUGGACGUACAUGAAGAACAACAGCUUGAGAGACAUGCAACAGAUGUACGAACUGUGGCUGCAGCUCACCAAUCAGAGUAGACGCACAGAUAGCGCAGCUGUGACCCCGCCCCCAGAGGACAAGCAGGUCACCAUAACAGCAGAUUACACAGAAGGCAUGGGAGGCCGGCGAUUGUCAGACGGUGACGAUCUCUGAGUGUCGCUGCAUCGACUCGAGGCAGCUGAUCGCCGCUGAGCUGCAGACAGAGAGACAGGCCAGCCACACCAGCUUCAACCCAACAGUCUGUCAUCUCGCCAGUCUGACCUCCUCUAACAUCCAGCCAGCAGUGUGAGAGCAGAUGGACACACAGCGAAAUGGUCAACGCCACCACACACACACACACACACACACACACACACACACACACACACACACACA
Molecule: messenger RNA, 3166 nt
Organism: Plectropomus leopardus (leopard coralgrouper)
Lineage: Eukaryota; Metazoa; Chordata; Actinopteri; Perciformes; Serranidae
Gene: zc3h7bb
Product: zinc finger CCCH-type containing 7Bb
Biological process (GO): miRNA processing
Molecular function (GO): protein binding; miRNA binding; metal ion binding
Source: RefSeq, a predicted model, not a curated record